Messenger RNA from Colius striatus (speckled mousebird), 2080 nucleotides. It is a transcript of the gene NUP85, whose product is annotated as nucleoporin 85. The coding region runs from base 48 to 2000 and encodes 650 amino acids. Gene Ontology annotation, cellular component: nuclear pore outer ring. Gene Ontology annotation, molecular function: structural constituent of nuclear pore. The record is from RefSeq and is a predicted model, not a curated record. Lineage: Eukaryota; Metazoa; Chordata; Aves; Coliiformes; Coliidae. The transcript has 19 exons. Gene Ontology annotation, biological process: mRNA export from nucleus; protein import into nucleus; positive regulation of DNA-templated transcription.
CCCCGGCGGGGCCUCGGCGGGCGGGAGGCGGGAGAUCGGCCGCCGCCAUGGAGGAGCUGGACGCGGAGCCGCCGGUGAUGGUGGUGCCGGGCGCGGACCCGUCCCUCCGGCAGCUCUGCUUCGCCUGGGGCCCCGCCGAGAUGCUGGUGUGCGAGACCCUCUUCGGCCGCAAAGGCACCGCGGAGGGAGGGCCGAGCUCCUCCCACGUCUUCGUGGUCCGCAAGGACCAGGACAUCUACAUCCAGACCCUGCGGAAACUGUUCAACGAGUCUCACGGGAUCUUCCUCGGCCUCCAGCGCAGCGAGGAGGAGCUGGCGGGCAAGCCCAGGAAAGCACAAUUGGUUCAAGUGAGUAAAAACUACCGCUCAGUGAUACGAGCCUGUAUGGAGGACAUGCACCAGGCAGCCAUUUCCACACGGGAGCCAGCCCUGCAGAGCCAGUACAGCACUCAGGUUUCUAUUCUCUCUGCAAUGGAGCUGAUCUGGAACCUCUGUGAGAUUCUGUUUGUUGAAGCAGCUGCAGCUGGUCCCCUUCUGCUUCGCCUCCUUGACUGGGUUCGGCUUCACGUCUGUGACGUGGACAACAUGGUCCGUGAGGUGCUGAGCAGUGAACAGCCAUCCAAGCACAAGCUCUUCUGGAACGUGGUGGAUAUCUUUGUGCUGCAAGGCCGGAUGGAUGAAGCGAGGCACUUGCUCUCCAAGGAAGCCACUGCCAAUCCCACCUCAGGGAACAUGUACAAAAUCUUGGAUGACUUGAUGAAGAAGAUGCCUGUGCCCAGUCUUGGCAACACCCAGACCCUGACUGAGAUGGAGCUGAAAUGGCAGCACUGGCACGAAGAAUGUCAGCGGUACCUCCAGGAUGGAACCUUUGCCUCCGAUUCCCGCAUGGAAUCCAUCUGCAAGAUCCUGCUGGGAGAUGAGGAUGCCAUACUGGAGAAGAAGGAGCUCAUGACGACUUGGUACCACUUCCUGGUUACCAGGCUCCUGUACUCCCACCCCACUGUGAAGCCGAUGGAGCUGCGCUUCUAUGCACAGUCUAGUCUGGACCUGUUCCUGGGAGGAGAAAGCAGCCCUGAGCCUCUAGACACGAUUUUAAUGGCAGCCUUUGAAUUUGAGAUUCAUCAAGUGAUCAAGGAAUGCAGCAUUGCCCUGAGCAACUGGUGGUUUGUGGCUCAUCUGACAGACCUGCUGGACCACUGUAAACUCCUGCAGUCCCACAAUCUCUACUUUGGCUCAAACAUGCGUGAGUUCCUCCUGCUGGAGUAUGCCUCAGGACUCUUCUCCCAUCACAGCCUGUGGCAGCUGGGGGUAGAUUACUUUGACCACUGCCCAGAAUACGGCCGGGUGUAUUUGGAGCUUCACAUCGAGCGGAUUCCCCUGAACACGGAGCAGAAGGCCCUCAAAGUGCUGAGGAUCUGUGAGCAGAGGCAGAUGCAUGAGCAAGUUCGGAGCAUCUGUAAGAUCAUGGCCAUGAAGGCUCUCAGGAACAACCGCUUGGGCUCUGCCCUGUCCUGGAGCAUCAGGGCCAAAGAUGCAGCUUUUGCCACGCUGAUAUCUGACAGGUUCCUGAAGGACUACUGUGAAAGGGGGAGCUUCUCUGACUUGGACCUCAUUGACAAUUUGGGGCCAUCCAUGCUGCUCAGCGACCGCCUGACGUUCCUGGGGAAGUACCGCGAGUUCCACCGGCUGUACGGGGAGCAGCGCUUCACCGAGGCAGCGCGGCUGCUGCUCAUGCUGAUGACGGCUCACAUCGCUCCCUGCUCCUUCUGGAUGACUCUGCUGACAGAUGCCCUUCCCCUGCUGGAACAGAAAGAGGUCAUCUUUUCAGCAGAGCAGACCUACGAGUUGAUGCGCUGCCUGGAAGACCUGACAGUGGGGAAGUCAGAGAAGCAGAAAUUCCAGGAUGAUAAUGAGACAACCAAAGUGGAAAUGCUGAGACUGGCCCUUGCCCGGAACCUCGCGCGAGUCAUCGUCAAAGAGGGGACGCUGGAAGGCUCCUGAAACCCCAACCUGUGCCUCAUCCUCUGGCUCACUGUACAUAAGCCUGGCUGCUUUUCUAGGAAUAAAGGCCUUGUUUUGCA